GAAGAGGGGAUCACCCACUCUUCACACUCACACGCACUGUUGUAUAUCUAUAUAUAUACAAAACUCCAUUGCUGGAGGCCGAGAAACACUCUGAUUUGUCUCUCUACACUCUCCCUCUUUGUCUCUCCAACUCUCUCUGCACUCUGGAAAAUUUCUACCCAAAUACAGAAUAUCUUCAAUUCAGUUCGUUUAGUAUAAACAUCAUUCACCUAAUUCAAACGAAUCGACGCCUGUAAUCUCCUCGUUUUCAUGGAUCAGGAGCAGUCUUCCGAAGCCCUAACCCCAUCAUCCUUAGUCGGAACCAAAAAGCUGAACGCCGAGGCUCCUGAAUUCGUCCCCCGCGUCUCGUCCGCGGCGACGCCACCUCCGCCGCCGCCGCCGCCGCUGUUACCACCCGUGUACGCGAGGCCCCCGUCGUUUGUGCCGCCGUUGCCACCCCCUUACUAUGGGUACGAGAACUAUUACCAGCAAAAUCUGACGCCGUUUUAUGGGUACAAUGUGAAUCCAGUGGGCCCAGUGGAGUUCGCGGCUGAUGGAAAAAAUGGUAUCACUGCCACUUCGACGAAAAAUGGGUUGUCGGAUUCUCACCAGAAGAUUAUCAAUCAGGUGGAGUUCUAUUUCAGUGAUAUCAAUCUGGCUACGACAGAUCAGUUAUUUAGGUACAUGAGCAAAGAUCCUGAGGGAUAUGUGCCACUUUCUGUUGUCGCAUCAUUCAAAAAAAUCAAAACUGCCAUUAGUGACAGUACACAGCUUGCUAGUAUCCUGAGGAGCUCAAAUAAACUGUUAGUUAGUGAAGACGGAAAAAAGGUUAAACGCCAGCAUCCAUUGACUGAAUCAGAUAUGGAAGAGCUACAAUCUCGUAUAGUCAUUGCUGAGAAUUUACCCGAGGAUCAUUCUCAUCAGAACCUGAUGAAGAUCUUCUCAUCUGUGGGGAGUGUGAAGUCAAUCCGUACCUGUCCACCUCAGAGUUCCAACAAUGGUGCAUCCUAUGCAUCUAAAGCAGGAAAGGGGGAUGGGUUGCAAUUCAGUGGCAAGUUUCAUGCUUUUGUGGAGUACGAAUCUGCUGAACUAGCAGAGAGAGCGGUUGCUGAACUGAAAGAUGACGGCAAUUGGAGGAACUGUCUAAAAGUUCGUUUGCUGCUUAAAAAUGUGGUAAAACCUACUAACGCACGAGCAAAGAAAGUUAUUCAUGAAGGUCAAUCUACUGUUAAGAAAGAUGAGACAAUUGUGGCAGAGAUGCAGGUUUUCAAGGAGAAUCACUUGGAAGAUACAGUGCGACAAUCUGAUAAGCAAAAUCAUGAGCUUCAGUUGGAGGAUACUGUCAAAAGCAAUGGGCAGAAGAAAGGGCGCAGUUCAGUAGGUGGCAGUUUAAAUGGCAAUGGCAAGGGAAAGGGAAAGGGACAGUCACGUGGACGGCCUCAGCAUCCAACUAAUGGAGGAAACAUAUCUGCAUCUCCUUCUUUAGAAGUUUCUUUAAGUAAUGAGAAGCUGAACAUAGCCAAAGCAUCUUCCGUCCCUCGCAUGCCUGAUGGCACUAAGGGAUUCUCCAUGGGUCGAGGAAAGCCUGUAGCUGUAAAAAUUGCUUGAGCGUUUGUGACUGAACCAGGGUUCUGAGUCUCGUGUAAGCUAGCAUGCAAGUCUUGGAGCAACAAUAUCCUCAGCUGCAUUUUCCACCGUUCUCUUUCAAAAGUUGUCGACGGUGUUAGCUGGCAUAACGGGUUGUCUGCUUAAUUCGGAUCAGACUAUACCCUUUUGUGGAGUGAGUGAUUCACAUUUUAGAAAAUGAAGAACAUGGAGAGAACUAUUGUUGCAUUGUUGUUGUCCUGUUUAGGUUUAGAGGUUACCUUUGUUGUAGAUAGCAAACAUCUCCGCUGGAUGCAGAUUCUGUUAUACAUAUAAAAAUGAGAAGAAAAAACAAGAAGAAUUACUAGUA
Messenger RNA from Sesamum indicum (sesame), 1933 nucleotides. Its product is annotated as la-related protein 6B. NCBI's taxonomy places the organism in Eukaryota, Viridiplantae, Streptophyta, Magnoliopsida, Lamiales, Pedaliaceae. Gene Ontology annotation, cellular component: nucleus; ribonucleoprotein complex. Gene Ontology annotation, biological process: RNA processing. The record is from RefSeq and is a predicted model, not a curated record. Gene Ontology annotation, molecular function: mRNA binding.